This is a messenger RNA of Gryllus bimaculatus (two-spotted cricket), 642 nucleotides long. The record is from the annotation of a GenBank genome assembly. Lineage: Eukaryota; Metazoa; Arthropoda; Insecta; Orthoptera; Gryllidae.
AUGGGAACCCUCUUUACCGUAAACUCUCCCUAUUGAAAGUGGAGUGUGUUGUGUGCGUGGGAGACCGAGAGGCUGCUGCGCAUUGGAUCUAAUGCAACUGACAUAGUCUUGGUAAUUGUGUUGCAGGCGGCGUACGCCGGCGGGUACGGCGCCGCGGCAGCGGCAGCGGCUGCGGCGGUGGGCGGCGGCGCCGGCCCUGGAGGGGGGUUAGGGCCCGGAGGCGGCGCGGGCCCUGGCCCGGGCCCCGGCGCCGACCCCGGACCCUUUGGGCCCGACUCGCCCUACUUCCCUUUCACCACCCCGAGGCGCGCAGCCCCGCCGCCCGGGAACCUCGUGCCCGGCCCUGCGGGAAAGCGGCGGAAAGAUACGCUGGACCAAGACACAACCGAUGUUGUAACAGCGCAUAGCUGGUGCUACGAUUCGGACGCAAUGGUACAGCUGCACAUCCGCCGUCUCCACACCGCCGGAGGUAGCGGCGGCGGCGGCGCCCCAGCGACGGUGAGCAAUCGGCAACGCCGCUGGCCCGCGCGCCGCGUGGCGCGAAGACCGAGGAGCACGGAGCACCGCGGGGGCGAGGGGCAGGCCGGGCAGGACGGGGAGCAGGCAGCGUGCAGAGGCAGCAUCGAGGUUGAAGACCGCUAG